Molecule: messenger RNA, 3213 nt
Organism: Myodes glareolus (Bank vole)
Lineage: Eukaryota; Metazoa; Chordata; Mammalia; Rodentia; Cricetidae
Source: RefSeq, a predicted model, not a curated record
GUCUGUCACCACCGCCCUCAAACCCAUGUGCAUUUUAAUUGAGUGUGCAGCGGGGAGCCUAGAUGAGGUCCCUCGGUCCGGCCCUCCCCUGCACUGCCUGCCCUACUGAAGCUGCGUCUUCCAGUCCUCAGUGCUCCCGGGAGCCAGUGACCUUUGAAGAUGUGACUGUGAACUUCACUCUAGGAGAAUGGGCUUUGUUAGAUUCUUAUCAAAAGGAGCUCUACAGAGAUGUGAUGAAGGAAACCUUUAGCAACCUGAUCUCCAUAGGGAAAACAGAGGAAGAAAGUAUUGGAGAGGAUUACCAAAGUAUUAGGAGAAAUCUGAGCACUCAUGUGGUUAAAGGAUUCUAUGAAUCUGAAUGUGGUAUUCAGUAUGGAGAAACCCACCGACAGAUUCGAGAGCCUGUUGGUAAUGAGGACAUGCCUCCUGGAAUAGCAGUCUGUGAAAGCAGUGUGUGUGCAAAUGAUGCCAUUGGUCUUUCACAAUCAGAUGUGAAUCACAGCGAUCCAACUGUAGGGAAACCAUAUGAGUAUCAGGAACAUAAGGAAAAAUCUUUUAAACAUAAGAAACAUUGGAAAGAUUUUACAUAUUCCGAGUCCUUUCUUACCCUUGAGAAUCCUUCCAGAGAGAAACCCUGUGAAAAUAAACUGUCUAAUGAACACUGGAGGAGUCUUGCUUCUGCUCAGGAUUCUCAAGCAACGCGUAGUGGAGAUAAUGUCCUUGAAUAUAAGCAGUUUGAAGCAGCUCUCAUGGCGUGCAGCUAUGUUCAGUCUUAUGAAAAACUCCAAACUGGAGAAAAGACUUUUGUGUGUAAGCAGUGUGGUGAAGCCUUCACUAAUUCUAGUCACCUUAUCAAACAUCAUAAAAGUCAUCCUAGAGAGAAGACUUUUGCAUGUAAGUAUUGUAGAAAAGCUUUCAUCCAUCCAAGGGCCUGUUAUAAUCAUGAACGAACUCACACUGGAGACAGACCUUAUGUGUGUAAACAGUGUGGGAAAGCGUGUAUUCAUUCUUACCACCUUCUCCAACAUGAAAGGAGUCACACCCGAGAAAAACUUUAUGCAUGUAAGCAGUGUGGGAAAGUAUUUGGACGUUCCUCAUACCUUCGUAAGCAUGAAAGAAUUCACACUGGAGAGAAGCCUUAUUUAUGUAAGCAUUGUGGAAAAGCAUUCAGUGAUCCCACAACCCGUAACAAUCAUGAAAGAACUCACACUGGAGAGAAACACUAUGUUUGCAAACAGUGUGGGAAAGCCUUCAUUCGUUCCUCUCAGCUUCUAAUCCAUGAAAGAAUUCACACCGGAGAGAAACCUUACUCAUGUAAACAUUGUGGAAAAGCUUUCACUUAUUCCAGUGCCUGUUACAUUCAUGAAAGGAUUCACACUGGAGAAAAACCCUAUGUUUGUAAGCAAUGUGGGAAAGCAUUUACGUGUUCCACAUACCUUCACAAACAUGAAAGAAUUCACACUGGAGAGAAACCGUAUUCAUGUAAGCAAUGUGGGAAAGCCUUCAUCCAGCAUAGAGCUUGUUACAAUCACGAAAGGAUUCACACUGGAGAGAAACCAUAUGUUUGUGUGCAGUGUGGGCAUGCAUUCACUUUUUCAAAAUCCCUUCAAAUCCAUGAAAGAAACCACACUGGAGAGAAGCCAUAUGUAUGUGAACAAUGUGGGAAAGCAUUCACAUGUUCGACAUACCUUCACCAACAUGAAAGAAUUCACAACGAGAAGAAAUCCAGUGGAUAGAAUUUAUACCAAUGUAAAUCACAUGAGCGUCUUCGUAGCCAGCUUGCAAGGAAUAAAGGAUGUGUGGAGAGAAAGCAAGAGGAUAUGAGAUCAGUAGCUGUAUAAUUUUCACUUCCAUAGCAAGCGUACAUAGGAUACAAUCUGUUGUUGUACCAGAUGUGUUGAUACAUGCCUUUUAUUCCAACAUUAGGGCUUAGAGGAUUGCAACAUUGAGUAAAGUUUGUUUCAGAUAAGAGUCAUUAAAUUUUCUCAUGUAGUUGAUCAUUGUACAAGCAAGAAACGUGAAAGCCUAGAAGCAGUUUUUGGUAGAAUAUUACUGAAAACCUGAAAUACACUAAAAAUUAAAUAUUGUAAUUUUUGUUCCUUUCUUAUGUACAUACAAGACCUCUUGAUUUAAUAAAAAAAAGCUUUUAAAGUAUGGUUUGGCAAGUAAAAUAACUUUGACAUGAUUCUUUCUACCUGCCUGUUUUCCUUGUGGUUGCAAAGCUGGGGCACAACAAGAACUUUAACCCGUAGCUGAAAGUCACCAGGACACUGCCAGGAACAACAGUAACCUCUAUAAAGGAAUAACACUAACACCUGAAUUAAGAAACUACUUGAGUUUUGGUGAUAAAAUCUGUUUAGUAAAUCAACUGAAUUUCAAUUUAAUGGCAGUUUUAAAAUCAAAUAAUAAUACAGUUUCCUUUGGUAGAAAGCUGUAUUGGAUUUGUUAAAUUCAGAUGGCAUUUGUAACCAUCCGAGUAUGCUUAAUUUUUAGGUAUAUUUUGAGUCGUCGUGUUUCAGGUGAAGUUGAAAAAAUAUUUUUGUCCAUUGUUAAUAUUUUCUGGCAUGUACUUUUUAAAGCUAUUAUUGUUUGCCAGUUUCCUUAAAUUUAGGUGCGUACUUAGAUUUUUUUCUUAGAGUAACAUUUUUACAUAGAUUUUAUAUUUUGUAAUUUCAGUGUAUAUUUUCUUUUAAAGUUUUUAAUGUUUUAUUAUUUAUUUAUGUGUGUGUGCUUGUGUGUAUGUGUCUAUUUGUGUGUGUGCCAUAGUAGAGAUGUGGAGCUCAGUGGACGAUAGUCAAGAUUUGGUUCCCUGCCAGGCUUGCUCAGCAGGCAGUUUUACUCAUUGGGUCUCAUCACCAGCCCCAAUUGCCAUUUUUGAACUGUUCUUUCUUUUCUUUAUUGAGAAAUUAUCUCUCUACCUAGGUCUGUCUCUCCAGGAACUCACUAUGGAGACCAGGCUGAUCUCAAACUCAGACAGAUGUGCCACACCAUGCUUGAAACUGUGUAUCUUUAAAAGUUAAAACCUAUUGCCAUGUUAAUCAGUUUGAAACUGGUUUUUAAGAUGUAAAAUUUCUUUUAUGUUCAUAUUGUUCAACUUUUAUUAUAAGUGUUUCUUUGCUCAGCAAAACAAAAAGUAUGUUAGGCUGAUGUGUUCCUCUGGACAAAAAAAUGAACAAGACCAUACCAGGUAUCAAUAAAAUGUAAUGAAUUUUA